AGGUGUCCCCAUCAGAGUGCCCCCUUACAUCAUGUGUCUCCCCAUCAGAGUCCCCCUUACAUCAGCUGUCCCCAUCAGAGUGCCCCCCUUACAUCAGCUGUCCCCAUCAGAGUCCCCCUUACAUCAGCUGUCCCCAUCAGAGUGCCCCCUUACAUCAGGUGUCCCCAUCAGAGCGCCCCCUUACAUCAGUUGUCCCCAUCAGAGUGCCCCCUUACAUCAGGUGUCCUCAUCAGAGUGCCCCCUUACAUCAGGUGUCCCCAUCAGAGUGUGCCCCCUUACAUCAGGUGUCCCCAUCAGAGCUACCCCUUACUUCAGAGGUCCCUAUCAGAACAUUCCCUUACAUCAGGUGUCCCCAUCAGAGUCCCUCCUUAUAUCAGGUGCCCCCAAAAAAUCAGGUGUUCCCCUUAGGUGUCCCCAU
Staurois parvus is the source of this 418-nucleotide messenger RNA. NCBI's taxonomy places the organism in Eukaryota, Metazoa, Chordata, Amphibia, Anura, Ranidae. The record is from the annotation of a GenBank genome assembly.